UUCAAUUCCUAGAACGAGAGAUUGGGAAGGAGUCUAGACCCCAAAACCGGCCUUACAGAAUCGAGCUCUGCCAGCUGUAAAACCGGCCUUACAGAAUCGAGCUCUGCCAGCUGUAAUCUUUCAAAUCAACAAAAGCAGCUUCAGAUCCGUGCUCCUCAUUCCUCGUUCCUCACGGAGAUAACAAUGGAAAUGGAGGAGAAGAAGAAGGUCAACCCUUGGGAAGAUCUCCCGACAGUCGGUAAUCUUUCAAAUCAACAAAAGCAGCUUCAGAUCCGUGCUCCUCGUUCCUCACGUCCCAGAAAUCGGCGGCCGCCGGUGUUCAUAGAAGCCAACGCGUCAGAUUUCCGGGAUGUCGUUCACCAACUCACCGGGUCACACAUCUCUGUGAAUCUGCAAGAACGUGAAUUAGGCAUUAUUGGCUUUAACGAGUCUCAGAGCAUAAAUGUAAAUGAUGAUCUCUUUGCGCCGCCUCCGCCUAUAACCACAUCUGCUACUGCUACUGCUACCUUCCCUGCAUCAUCUAAAGAUUAUGAUGUUGUAAUCAGACACGGAAGAAACAAUUAUGAUUUUAUCACCCAUCUUCGUGCUGCCCUCUCCCUGAGAGGGAUUUCUGUCCAUGAAGACUUUGAAGAAGAAACGGAUGCAGUUCCAGGAUGUAGGGUUUUGAUCAUUUUCUUUACGCCCACAUACCUCCCUUCCAACCUCUUAAACAUUCUUCAACACCAACGUAAAGAGUCUCUGGUGGUUUAUCCUGUUUUUUAUGGAAUCUCGCCAUCUGAUUUGAUCACUAACAGCAAGUACUAUGAGAGUUUUGUUCCCCAAGAAGACGAGCCGGAACGGUGGCAGGCUGCUGUGAGGCAAAUAGCUCACACGCCAGCUGGCUACAUAUUGAUAGAUAAGUACGAGUCCGAACUUAUUGAUGAGAUUGUCAAAGAUGCAUUGAAGGUGAUAUUGUCCACUGAUAAUAAGAAAAUGAUUGGGAUGGAUAUGAAGAUAAAGGAGAUUUUAUCACUAUUAUGCAUUGAAUCGCCAGAUGUUCGCAGCGUAGGUAUAUGGGGUGCCGUUGGUAUAGGGAAAACAGCCCUUGCUGAAAAGAUAUUCCGCAUAAUAUCUGUCCAGUUUGAGACUUGUGUCUUCCUCAAGGACCUUCAUAAAGAAGCACAAGUAAAAGGUCAGGAUUCCGUGACAGAGGACUUUUUGUCUAAAGUUCUAGAGGUUGAACCACAUGUUAUUCGGAUUUCCGGCAUGGAGAAAAGUUUCUUGAGGAGUAGGGUUCAACGUAAAAAGGUCCUUGUAGUGCUCGACGAUGUGAAUGAUUUUAGAGAUGUUGAAAUCUUUCUGGAGGAGCUUAGCUAUCUUGGUCCUGGAAGCAGAAUAAUCGUAACCUCGAGGGACAAACGUGUUUUCGUGUUAUGUAAAACUGAUCAUGUCUACGAGGUCAAGCCAUUAGAUUUUUCCAAGUCUCUACAACUUCGUGGGACAUAUUUACCUGAGCUUGUCAAAUUCUCAAACGGGAAUCCACAGGUUCUUCAGUUCUUAAGCAGAUCGAAAAAAGAGUGGAAACGGUUGUCACAAGAAAUUCAGAGUUCCUCUCCCAUUUACAUUCAAGGUAUAUUCGAAAGAAGCUGUUGUGGGCUUGAUGACAUCGAAAGAAGUAUAUUCUUGGACAUUGCAUGUUUCUUCGAAAGAAUGAAUAAAAGCGAUGUUGCAAUGUUGCUUGAUGGACGUGAUUUCUCAACGCAUGUUGGACUUAGAAGCCUCGUCGACAAAUCACUGUUAACCAUCUACCACAAUAUGGUGCACAUGCUCGGUUUUCUCCAGGCAACGGGUCGAGAAAUUGUCCGCCAGGAAUCAGCUGACAGGCCAGGAGACCGCAGCAGGUUGUGGAAUGCCCAAGAUAUUAGGGACGUGUUCAUACAUAACACUGGCACAUCAGCUAUUGAGGGAAUUUUCUUGGACAUGUCGCAGCUGAAAUUCGAUGCAAGCCCCAUUGUGUUUAUGAAAAUGUAUAACCUUAGACUUUUAAAGCUUUAUUUCUCCAAAGUGAAAGAAAACAAUGGAGUGUGUUUACCUCAAGGUCUUGAAUACUUGCCGAGGAAGCUAAGGCUUCUGCACUGGGAAUAUUAUCCUCUAAGCUCAUUACCGCAAAGUUUUGAUCCAAAGAACCUCGUAGAGCUCAACUUGCCAUAUAGUUGCGCGAAGAAGCUUUGGAAAGGGAAAAAAAGUCUGGAAAAGCUUAAAAGGUUGAGACUAAGCCACUCCUACCAUUUAACAAAAAUCCCAAGACUUUCAAGUGCGCCGAAUCUUGAACUUCUUGAUUUGGAAGGUUGCAAAAGUUUGGUGAGUAUCAGCCAGUCUAUAUGUUAUCUUAAAAAGCUUGUUUUUCUGAAUCUGAAGGAUUGCUCGAAUCUGGAGAGUGUACCACCAACGGUUGAUUUAGAGUCUCUUGAGGUUUUGAAUCUUUCUGGCUGCUCCAAGCUAGAUAAUUUCCCGGAGAUCUCACCAAAUGUGAAAGAACUGUACUUGGGUGGGACUAUGAUACAAGAAAUACCUUCAUCUAUCAAGAACCUUGUAUUGCUUGAGAAGCUGGAUCUAGAAAACAGCAGACACCUCAAGAAUCUUCCAAUCAGCAUCUGCAAGUUGAAGCAUCUUGAAACACUGAAUCUGUCAGACUGCUCAAGCCUUGAGCUGUUUCCAGACUUGAAUAGAAAGAUGAAAUGCUUAAAGUCUCUGGAUUUAAGCAGGACGGCCAUUAAAGAGCUACCAUCCUCCAUUUCAUAUCUGACUACUCUUGAAGAACUGAGAUUUGUGGGAUGCAAGAGCCUCGUAAGAUUGCCUGAUAUUGCGUGGAGCCUAAGAUUCAAGGUUGAAUUUCGCCAGAUUGACACAGACAAGUUUUCAAAACUGUGGAAUAGAUUUGCGUGGCUCAAGAAAGUUCAAAUCUCUUAGUUUCUACUUCUACCGUGUGGAAAGGACACAACAUGGAUUGUUUUUACUGUCUCCAAUGUAAAUAUGAUUCUUACACGCAAAUAAAGAUAGUUUGGGAAGUCAUAGAUAGAGAUGUGUUUUACAAAUCUUAUGUUGGUUUUGGCUUUAUAAUGUUUAGUGUAGGUUUUGUCAGAUCGUUUAGAUUUAACCCAAAUACUAGAUUUUGAUCCGCGCUUUUAAAGCGCGGACUUAAUUUUGUUUAUAAUAAUUAAAAUAAAUAUACAUUUAGUUUU
Messenger RNA from Raphanus sativus (radish), 3221 nucleotides. RefSeq names its product probable WRKY transcription factor 19. The record is from RefSeq and is a predicted model, not a curated record. Gene Ontology annotation, molecular function: ADP binding; ATP hydrolysis activity. Gene Ontology annotation, biological process: signal transduction; defense response. Lineage: Eukaryota; Viridiplantae; Streptophyta; Magnoliopsida; Brassicales; Brassicaceae. The coding region runs from base 184 to 2949 and encodes 921 amino acids. The transcript has 4 exons.